Messenger RNA from Hemicordylus capensis (graceful crag lizard), 4458 nucleotides. RefSeq names its product RUN domain containing 1 (gene RUNDC1). The coding region runs from base 73 to 1734 and encodes 553 amino acids. NCBI's taxonomy places the organism in Eukaryota, Metazoa, Chordata, Lepidosauria, Squamata, Cordylidae. The record is from RefSeq and is a predicted model, not a curated record. The transcript is spliced from 5 exons.
AGUGACGGAAAAGAGCGAAGGGGCGGGGCUUCCGUCUUGACGGUUUCGCCGUUGCCGGCUGCUAGGAGAUCGAUGGAGCCGGCCACGGGGGGUCCCGGGGAGCGCUGGGCGCCGGUCGGGGCGGUGGCCGAGGCCCAGGCGGGGGACGAGGUGGAGGUGGAGGUCGAGCCGGGCUCCCCGCGAUCGCUGCGGGCGGAGCGGCGCCGCCUCCACUCGGCGCUCUUGGCGUUGGCCUCCCAUUUCGCCCAGGUCCAGUUCCGCCUCCGUCAAGUGGCGCGUGCCGGCCCGGCCCAGCAGCAGCGCCUCCUCCGCGAGCUCGAGGAGUUCGCCUUCCGCGGUUGCCCCGGAUCCGGCCUCGGUCUGGCGGCGGUGACGACCUCGGAGGGAAGCGGUGGCGACGCCGAGAGUGAGCGUGAGAAGCAGGAGCAGCUGGAGGCCCGGAAGGAGAAGCAAAGGGAACUCAUUCUGCAGCUCAAAGCUCAAUUGGAUGACUUGGAAACGUUUGCCUACCAGGAAGGCAGCUACGAUGCACUGCCCCAGUCCAUGGUCAUGGAGAGACAGCAGGUGAUUAUUGAGGAGCUAAUCAAGAAGCUGGACAUGAACUUGAGUGAGGACAUAGCCUCGCUGUCCCCAGAGGAGCUGCGUCAGCAGGUGGAUGUUGCUGUGGCACAAAUUGUCAACCCAGCACGUGUGAAGGAACAGUUGGUGGAGCAGCUGAAAACCCAGAUCCGGGACCUUGAGAUGUUUAUCAAUUUCAUCCAGGAAGAAGUUGUCAGUCCUGGCAAACCAGAGGAUGGACGUUGUGACUGUUCUGGUGAAAAAGCUGGAAGUGGUACCCGACAGCCUCACGGAAGCAACAGAGUGAGCCCUGAAGAUGCCCAGAGGAUGCGGGAGACAGGGCUACAUCUCAUGCGCCGUGUACUUGCUGUGCUGCAGAUCUUUGCUGUGAGCCAGUUUGGCUGUGCAACUGGGCAAAUCCCACAUCACUUGUGGCAGAGGGACCAGGGUGACAGGGACUAUUUGCCCUUGGUGAAGAAGUUAGAGAUGGCUGUGACCCAUGUGAGGCAGCUGGCCCAGAAAUACCAGCUAAGGGAGCCGGAUCAUGUCAUCAGCUACUCAGGCUUGCUGGACACUUCCUUGAGUGGGCGAGAUGAGCUAACGCUGGCUGUGCGCAAAGAGCUGACAACUGCUGUGCGGGACCUGCUGGCCCACGGUCUCUAUGCCCCAUCCCCUGGGAUGAGCCUGGUUCUGGCUCCCAUUGCCUGCUUGCUGCCAGUACUGAGCUCCUCUCCUCAGGCGAUGCACCCCUGGGAGCUCUUUGUGAAGUAUUACAAUUCCAAGAAUGGCCGUGCCUUUGUGGAGUCACCUGCUCGCAAACUCUCUCAGUCUUUUUCCCUCCCAGUUAUGGGUGGGAUGUCUGUCACUCCCAAGCAGAGCCUGCUGUCGGCCAUCCACACAGUCCUGUCAGAGCAUGACCCAUUCAAGCGUAGUGCGGACUCUGAGCUGAAGGCCCUGGUGUGCUUAGCUCUCAAUGAGCAGCGCCUGGUCUCCUGGCUCAACCUCAUCUGCAAGUCAGGGGCACUGAUCCAAGCCCACUACCAGCCCUGGAGUUACAUGGCCCAGACAGGCUUUGAGGGAGCCCUCAACCUCCUUAGCCGCCUCAGUAACCUACGCUUCAGUCUCCCUGUGGACCUGGCUGUGCGACAGCUGAAGAACAUCAAGGAUGCCUUUUGAGUGGUUGGAGGCCUGCCUCGGCCCCUUGGAGGGUAGUACUUAUUACUCAGUCCAAGAGGCCACCUCUGUGUGUUUACAAUGGGGUGGGAGGGGGAGGAGCUGCCAGUUGGUGGUGGCAUCUUGCUGAGCUGCUGUUCCUCCACUGCGUGCACCAGACAAUAUGGUUGAAAUAGCUGCCCUGGUGCUGUGUGGAGGAGGCCCAUGUGUAGAGCUUUCAGCCACCAAGCAUAGCCUAGUGUCCCUUGAAAUGGACCCAGUAGGCAGGCUUGGCAGCAGAACAGGAGGGUAUCUCUCCUGCCAAAGGAAACGUCUGAGGGGCCAACAGGAAGCCAUUUCUGCCCUGAAUCCUAUGGAGUCAGGGUCAAAUCUACAAGAGUAGAGGCAAUACUUUAGCUGGAUCAGGGAAGAUUUCUUCCUGUUUCCUGAGGGGUCUGCCAGAUAUGCCACCCCAGGCCUGUACCUUCAUAUUAAAAUUUACUGGCUGUAUUCCUCAAUCUGGGCUGCAGCUGCUUCUAUGUUAAUAGCCUUAAAUUAUUUGACUUUAUCAUGCUGCAGAACCAAUCACUUGUAGAAAGAACUUGCCAGACAAGCCACUGUAUGCUGGUAUAAGAUUCUGAUGUGUCACCAUUUGCCCAGUGCUCACAGUUUAUUUGCUGGCGUGGUGAGCUGAGUGGACUCUGUAGUUGUGCUAGAACCCAGCAUAGUGAAGAUGGAAAAUUCCUUACCAAACAUUCUGGUAAUGUGAGAAAGGUGCCGCGAGGGUGGGGGUGGGGAUGGGGAUAGAGGAGGAGGAAGUUCUUGAUUGUGGGCAGAGGGUUUGAUGAAAUACUCAGAUCUGGAUAUGUGUGAGGUGGAUGGGUGAAGGUACCCAGCUGAAAAGAAGUUGUUGAGCUUGCCUGUUUGAAUAGUAGUUGUUAUAAGCCCUUGCUUGAAAGGAACACUCAAUCUCUUUGGUGAAGGUUGGGUGCCUUUGUAGUGGCACACACGUUCUCUAUGUUGUUUUUUGCAUAGCAAAACCUCAAAGCUGCUAUAUUUCUGCUGUGAACGUAGUAAGACUAGUCUGGAUUGUUCUUCUCUUGCUACUUUCCUUCUGGGGAACAGAAUGGGGGCUGUUUACAACUACAAUAACCACAAAACUACAUACUUCCUCUGUGGGGAAAUAACUGGACGAAAGAUGCACCUGAAAAUACUGGGACCGAGGGAGCCACUUCAGCUUCUGGAGGCUCUUGCCCCAUUGGACCUGGAGCAGUGCCCUGCUAGUACUACCUGAAGAGCUGGGGCAUGUGUGGUUUGGCUAUUUUUAGAUCUACAGAAGCAGCAGCUGUAACUCUACAUAGGAUCUUUGAGAUAUCCUGCACCUUCAGGAGCUGAGUGGGUGAAGGCCAAGUCACACAACACUUUCAGAGAAUGUGCAGAGGGGGCUCAGUGGCAAGCAGUGUGCAUUGAUGCUGAGUGAAGUCUUUGUUUCUGCAAAUAAGUUCUGUGGUGUGGAUUAUCCUGCUGAAACAGUUCUCUUUAAAUUAAGAGCUCUCCUAUUCUUGUCCCGUGUUAAUUUGUGUCAGCGCUCUUCAGGAAUCUCUGUCCUGCUCCCUUAAUAGUGUUGCUUUUGUUUUGACUCCAGUGCAAGAGGAAGAUGAUAUUGGUGGAGACCUGUGUGUGCGUCCUGCUAGUAAUAAAUCCAGUCUGGUGUCUGUCCUUUUCCCCACUUCUGUUUGAAAGAUAAAAUUUUCUCCCUGCAGCCUUUAGCAAAUACUGGAUUCCUCUGUCGUCACAGCAUUCUAUUGAAUAGCUGCAGAACCAGGUGGCAAUUGAUGUUGCCACAGGACGCACUUAACAUAUGGAAUCCCUUUUCUGUGCAAUCGUGAAAAACUGCUCAAAUAACUAGUUAGCAAAAAAAAAAAAGUAAUCUGGAGAAUUUUUUUAGCAUAUCUUUGUACCUCUUAACUAAGGUCCACACUGGAUACGUCACUUACAAGAGCUGCUCACCCUGCUCUACUUGCCUAUUGCUGCCCCAGUCCUAGAUGUUGAGGAGGAUGUUGGGAUAGUGUAGGCUGGACUUUUGCAUGGCAAUGUGUGCCCUUUGCAAAGUGAUAAGCACAAAUUAACUCUGGGCAUUAUGUGCUGAGGCAAGCCUUCCUUCUGCUACAUGGGAUAUUCUCUCUUCAGCAAGGAAAAAAGUGCCAGUCCUGCCCCCAACUUGUAGCCCUGUGUUAAACAGCUGCUGUGGGGAGGCUGUGUUCAGGGCUGCCAUCACUUUAGAAUGUAAAGAGCCCAAUGGUAAGGGGUCCGCCUGCCCGCCCCCCCCCCCUCCAGCUAGGAUGUUUUGUGACCAAUGUAAGACUUGCCCUCCGGUGUCUUUUUUUUUUUUUAAUGCAAGAGCAGUUUCAAAUGCUGUGUGAAUCUUACCUACCCUUGACCAAAUUUAUUGAUUUAUUUAUAUUUGUGUCCUCUGUCUUGAGGACUUUCAACCUCUCUAAUAAUAUACUAGUUGAUUACAUGAGUGAGGGUGAGAUUUGAAGCAAGGGCUUUUUAGAUCACAGCUCAUGCUCUUAGCUGGCAUGUUAAGUGCUUCUCUUCCUUUCUCCCAUUUUUGGUGUAACUUCUAGGAAGCCAGGCUGGAAAAUAGUUCUGUGUCACACUGUUGUGUUUGAGUUUUGCUUUGUUUUAACAAAGCAUAUUACUGACUGUCUGGUUCUGAUAAAAUAACAGCCUAUUUGUUUUGGU